Molecule: messenger RNA, 1554 nt
Organism: Insectozyma verbasci
Lineage: Eukaryota; Fungi; Ascomycota; Pichiomycetes; Serinales; Debaryomycetaceae
Source: the annotation of a GenBank genome assembly
AUGGAUAUGCAACGUCGUCCUUCUUUAUCAAGUUUAUCUUCAACAUCUGGUUAUUCUUCUUCAACUUAUAAUAAUAAUAAUAAUCAAAAUCAAAAUCAAAAUCAACAACAACAAAACAGUAAUAGUUCUAAUAGUAAUACUAAUGCAAACAAUACUCCAAGAUUAUCUAAUCAAAGAUUAAAUAAUAGAACUAACUGGUUAAAUGCUGCUUCAAAUGUUGGCCCUUGGGUUGAACAACAACAACAACGGGUUGAACAACAACAACAACAAACUUUAGAAACAACCUCUCGAACUACAACAAAACCUGAAGAAAUUGAUGAUAAUAAUGCUGCUAAUGACGUAACUACAAAUAAUAAUGAUAAUGAUGAUGACGAAUUAAUUCCCACUGCAAUUGUUAUAAAAAAUAUUCCAUUUGCAAUUAAAAAAGAACAAUUAUUAGAUGUUAUGACAAAAUUAAAUUUACCUUUACCUUAUGCUUUUAAUUAUCAUUUUGAUAAUGGUGUUUUCCGUGGUUUAGCAUUUGCUAAUUUUACUUCAACUGAUGAAACUGCUUUAGUUGUUAAUCAAUUAAAUGGUAGAGAAAUUGGCGGACGAAAAUUAAGAGUUGAAUAUAAAAAAAUGUUACCAUUACAAGAAAGAGAAAGAAUUGAACGUGAAAAGAGAGAAAAACGAGGCCAAUUAGAAGAACAACAUAGAUCGACUUCAAAUGCAAGCUUAGCAAGUUUAAUAUCUGCUGCUUCUACCACUGCUGCUACCAAAAAUUUAUCAGUUGCUGGUGGUGUUACACCAUCUCAUACAACUGAACGAUUAUUUUUAAAUUUACCUUUUAAUAAUUCAUCAUUUAAUCAACCUCCAAUUGAAUUAAAUUUUAAUGAUCCUGAAAUCUUAGAAUUAUAUACUCAAUUAAUUCUUUAUAGAGAUGAUAUUAGUAAAUCAAUUUUUGAAAUUGCAGUUUCACCAAAUUUAAAUUUAUAUCAAAGAAAAGCAAUUACUUUAUUAUGUCAAUAUUUGAAUUUAAGUGAAUUAUUUGAUAAUGGUACAAAUUUAAUUAUAAUUAGAAGAAAAAUUACUCAACCACAACAACAACCAUUAAAUCAAUCAUUAAAUCAACCUCAAAUACCUCCAUUAUUAAGAUCUCAAUCACAACCUCAAUUACAAGAACAAGUAAUAGCACCACCAAAUCAAAUACCACCAGUAAAUACAUUACAAAUGAAUCCAGUUCAUACACCAAAUCAAUCAAAUUUUCCAAUUUAUAAUCAUCAUUCUCAUGCUACUCAUCCUCAUCAUCAAUUUCAACAAGUUCAACAACCAAAAUCUAAUGCUGCUGCAUUAUUAAGAUCAAAUAGUAAUAGAUCAUAUGUUGAUGUUAGAGGAACAGUACCAAAUCAACAACAACAACCUACAAAUCAAAAUCCACCAUCUUCUUCACCACAUCCACAACCACAAUUUUUUAAUAAUAAUAACUCAACUCCACAAACUCCUUUAACUAAUUCAAAUAAUGAAAUUAAUUCAAGAUUUCAACCUUUUAGUAGUGGAAUCUGGGGUCCAAAGUAA